This is a messenger RNA of Periophthalmus magnuspinnatus, 2886 nucleotides long. RefSeq names its product disintegrin and metalloproteinase domain-containing protein 12-like. Gene Ontology annotation, molecular function: metalloendopeptidase activity. The coding region runs from base 1 to 2886 and encodes 961 amino acids. Lineage: Eukaryota; Metazoa; Chordata; Actinopteri; Gobiiformes; Gobiidae. The record is from RefSeq and is a predicted model, not a curated record. The transcript has 23 exons. Gene Ontology annotation, biological process: proteolysis.
AUGGAGCCCGGCAGUGCGAGUUUGAAGUUUGCGCUUUUGGCAGUUUUUUAUUCUUUGGUUAUGUCUGCAGCUGCACGUGACAGCGCGGGUGCCAAACGUACGACAGUGAAUCUUUUGAGCCAAACUGUGGAAAGAUCGUCGUCAAAGCAGAAAAACUACGGCACAACUUUACCUCUUCAGCUGGUGGGGACUGAAUGGAGACCGGUCCACGAACUCAGACACAAGGACAAGAUCCACCCUUCGUCUCUGAAGCUGCAGAUUGAAGUGGAGGGCGAACAGCUGCUCUUGGCUCUGGACAAAAACCAUGGGCUGUUUGCGAGUUCAUACACGGAGACCCAUUACCUGGAGGACGGCAGCGCGGUCACCGGCUCUCACAACUUCACUGUGAACUGCUACUACCACGGAGAGGUGGAGGGACGCCAGGACUCGGAUGUGACCCUCAGCACGUGUGAUGGCGUCAGAGGCUUCCUGUCUCUUGGUGACCGCUCCUUCGUCCUGGAGCCCUCCUUGGACCACUCUGACGGGACUCACCUGGUGUACCCCGCCCAGCACCUGCACCUGUCCCCUGGCACCUGCGGACACGAGGGCCUCAACCUGACCUCCACAAACUACAGCUACAUAAACAGAGAUAUGAACCAGGACAACGUCUUCAGAGCCUUCAGUGCACGAAACAAGCGCCAUGCCCAGACCACCACCAAGUACGUGGAGCUCAUAAUCGUCGCUGACAACAGGGAGUUUCAGAAACAAGGCAAAGACGUGGAGCGGGUGAAGCAGAGGCUCGCCGAGAUCGCCAACUACGUCGACAAGUUUUAUCGUGCCCUGAACAUCCGCGUGGCUCUGGUUGGUUUGGAGGUUUGGAGCGACCUCGAUAAAUGCCCCAUCACCCAGGACCCCUUCACCACGCUGCACGAGUUUUUAGACUGGAGGAAAGUCAAACUACUGCCAACGAAACCACACGACAACGCGCAGCUCGUCAGUGGGGUUUACUUCCAGGGGACCACCAUCGGCAUGGCGCCCAUCAUGAGCAUGUGCACGGCCGAGCAGUCCGGAGGCAUCGUCAUGGACCACUCGGAUAACCCGCUCGGAGCCGCAGUGACUUUGGCGCAUGAGCUCGGACACAACUUCGGGAUGAACCACGACACUCCGGAGCGCGGCUGUGGGUGUAGGGUGACCGCAGACAGAGGCGGGUGCAUCAUGACGCCCUCUACUGGAUACCCGUUCCCCACAGUGUUCAGCAGCUGCAGUAAAAAGGACCUGUCUGCCAGCCUGGAGAAGGGCGUGGGCAUGUGCCUCUUCAACAUGCCCGAAAUCAAGGUCCUCUACGGGGGGCAGAAGUGCGGCAACGGCUACGUGGAGGAGGGCGAGGAGUGUGACUGCGGCGAGCCAGAGGAGUGUUUGAACCCGUGCUGUAACGCCACCACCUGUACUCUUAAAGGGGAGGCCGUGUGCGCCCACGGACAGUGCUGCCACGACUGCCAGCUGAAGCCGGCCGGCACGCCCUGCAGAGAGUCUAGUAACUCCUGUGACCUGCCUGAGUUCUGCACUGGGACGAGCCCCCACUGUCCAGCCAAUGUCUACCUCCACGACGGACACGCCUGCCUCCUAGUGGACGGGUACUGCUACAACGGCAUCUGCCAAACCCACGAGCAGCAGUGCAUCACGCUCUGGGGACAAGGGGCCAAACCAGCUCCAGGCAUCUGCUUUGAGAGAGUGAACUCUGCAGGAGACCCCUACGGCAACUGCGGCAAAGACAACAAGGGACUGUUCGCCAAAUGUGAGCCACGUGAUGCUAAAUGUGGUAAGAUCCAGUGUCAGGGCGGAGCCAACCGUCCCGUCAUCGGCACAAACGCUGUUUCCAUAGAGACGAACAUCCCCCAGCAGGAGGGGGGUCGGAUCCUGUGCAGAGGGACUCAUGUGUAUCUAGGAGACGACAUGCCCGACCCGGGACUGGUGCUGACCGGGACCAAGUGUGGAGACGGGAGGAUGUGUCUGAAUCGCCAGUGCCAAAACGUGAGUGUGUUUGGCGUUCACCAGUGCGCCUCCAAGUGCAGCGGGCGAGGGGUUUGCAACAAUAACAAGAACUGCCACUGUGAGGCGCACUGGGCCCCUCCCUUCUGUGAUAAGACGGGGUUUGGAGGCAGUGUGGACAGUGGGCCCAUCAGAUUAGCAGGACAUGGCAGUCUAUUGGCGGGCGUCCUGAUCACCCUCCUCUCCGUCCUGGGCGCUGUUCUGGUUUUCUGCCUGAAGAGGAGGUCUCUGUUGGGGCUGAUGUUCACCAAGAACAAGGGUCCUCUGGAGAAGCUCAGGUCAGUGAGCACUGGUUUGACUGGACCAUCUUCAAACCCUCCUCCUCCUGUGACCACUGCGUCUCCUUCUCGACCUGCUCCUCCUCAGCCCCAAACCGCCGCCAUCUUUAAGCCUGAACCCUUGGCCUCUCCUGCCUCAUAUCCGUCCCACAGUCUUCGGCGACUCCCCCAGUGUCCCCCGGUGCACCUGGGCCGUGCUCCUGUCCCCCUGUCACUGACCCUGUCCCUGUCUCCCGCCCCUGCCCAGCCCAGACCGCCCCUCCCCCCUCCGCACAGAGCCCCGCCCCCUCACCUCCUCGGCCCGCACAGAGGGGUGGGAGUGAGGAGUGGGCCCCGUCAUGGCUCCUACAGGAUGGUCAUGGAGUUGGAGAAGCCAAGCCCCCCUCAGAAGCCCCUCCCUGCUGACCCCAGGGGAGCUCGCCUGGGCAGGAGUCCCACGGUGAACCAGGGACCCCCAGCCUCUGUCCCAGGACACAAUGCACCCAGGCCUCUACGACCCACUCCCCAUUCAAACAGGUCGAGCCCGAAACAUCCUCCCACGUUACCAAAGCCUUGUCUGAUCAACAUCAAAUACAGCUGA